AUGUGUAACAAAACGGGCAAUACCCCAGAUGACGAUGCGUUCUUUGGGGAACUGUGGUUACAAAAGUUACCACAGGACGUUCAAUUCCUUCUUGCUCCAGCCCAAGACAUGCCUAUAGAAUGUGUGACGGUUAUGGCAGAUCAUUCCAUGCAAUACCGUCAACCCUCAGUCGCUGCGGUUACCCCCACCGUCCCUUCAGCCACAUCCGUUGACGGCCUCUUUCAGGCUUUCAUCGAAAAACUUAAUGGUUUCAACACGGAUAGAAAUUCGAGAGGCGCCCAUUUUAGUGGAAAACCGCAAUCCAGCAAUCGCCGUACGUCUAAAUUGCCCAAUGAUAGUCAGAAGUUAUGUUGGUAUCACGCACGCUAUGGUAAGGAUGCUGCCAAAUGCAUCCACCCGUGUUUGUGGAAAGGUCAACCUCCUUCGGGAAAAGACUAG
Molecule: messenger RNA, 438 nt
Organism: Echinostoma caproni
Lineage: Eukaryota; Metazoa; Platyhelminthes; Trematoda; Plagiorchiida; Echinostomatidae
Source: the annotation of a GenBank genome assembly